GCCUUGGCCUUUUUCGCAGCCCGGAGCCAACUGUGCUCCGGCGGCAAGAGAUUUCAAUAAAUCCUUUGACUUCUAAUAAUUUAUUUUUCUUUCGUUUUGUCUCUUCCCAUCAUCAUCAAAGAUCCUGGUCUCCACCCUUUGCCAAUGUGUGUGUGUACAGGUUGUUCGGGAUUGACGUAGAAAAAGAAGAACCCCCCCCCUCUGUUGGAGACCCAACAACCGGCGAUUCUAACCCGAGCCCAGUUCUGAGUUCACAUUUGAAGCCCACGGCGGAGGGGGCCCGGCCGGCGAGGUUGUCGCCGUGUAAGGCGGAGUAGGAAGCUUUUACGGGGAAAAGCGAAUUGAUUGUCCCUUCUGAAGCGAUAAGGAACUGGGUUAUUUUUCAUUCGUCAAAUUAACCAGGUAAGCUCUUUGAGUUGGUAAAAUCCACCAGGGAGUGGAUGUUUGCUUCACAACUGUUACGGAUUCUCCAAACCCUUCCUCAUAAUGGAAACCAUGGAACCUGAUAACAAACCUCUGUUUUGUCAUUCAACUCUUGUCUCUAAGCUUGAUUCUAAACCAUUUGAAUACAACGACAGUGGUUUGGACGCAGGGGAGCUGGGGGGAAUCAUGAACAAGAAUCAGAAUGGGGUCUUAAAUGAUCUAAACAACUGUGAGAAUGAUGCAGUUCCUUUAGCAUCCAAAACAAAUAACAAAGAUGGAUCCUGGAAUAAGCCAGAACUUGAAUGUGCUGUGUUUUUGGAAGAUUCUGCUGGCUAUGACAAUGAAGCCAGUGAUUAUGUCAUCCCGUGCACUAUUACUCCUUGCAGAAUAGAAUUAUUUGAGGAGAAGCAUUUAAGCAGUGAAAGGAAUAAUAAUGAGAAUGAAGUUAGAAAUGAAAAUGAAUCGGAAGAUUCUGCUGCUCCAUGUACCAUUCCUUCUGGAAAAAUGGAGUUUUCUGAGAAGAACACAGAUCUAUGCACUGACAAGAAGGUUGUGCAAUGUGAACUACCAGAGCUGAUAGUUUGCUACAAUGAGAAUUCUUAUCAUGUUGUCAAGGACAUCUGCAUUGACGAGGGGCUGCAUUCUACAGACAAGAUUUCUGGUGAAAGUGAACCUGAAAAUGAUCUUUGCAUCACCCUUCCUUCCAAUGAGAACAAACAUGUUGCUAUGACAAAAGAAAGGAAGGAUAUUGAGUUGGAUAGACUUGAUGCCUCAAAGAUAUUAUCAGAAGAUCAUAACAAGGCUCAUGAAUCAGGGAUGAAAGAAAAAGUGGAAACUGAAUUGACUAGUACAGGCGCAUGUAAAAUUCUAUUGGGAAAUCAAUUCAAUGGUGAUAUUCACGGUCGAUCUCUCACUCCUGUGCAGACAGUUGAAGCAAAUUCUAAUGUGACUGACACGAUAGUGGAUGAUGUCUCAAAAGAGAAAUUUGCUAUGAGUAGCCUCCCUUUCUCAGAAAAUUUCAAUGAGCAAGAAUUGCUUAAAACCCCCAUUGAGUCUCCCGACUCUGAUCUCAAAGAAGAUGGACAGGGAUCCUUUCAGAUUCCAUGUUCUGAAGCAAAGUGUGAAAGUGGUGCCAUGGUUUCAGCUCCUGAAGAAUCAAACAAAGGCAAACCUGCCAAUGGCUUAUCUUAUGAUGGCAAAGUGGAGAAUUCAACAAUCAGUUUUGGUUUCAACUCUUCUAAAGCUCAAGCUAGUGGGAGACAUGAGAACCCUGAUGAUGUUGACCGUGAACGAACCCUCAAGAGCGACAGUGAGACUAGGCUUGAGGAUGGCAUUUCUGGGAGAUUUUCUAUUGGAAGUGAUGUCCAACAUGGUCAAGGCGAUUCAAGUUUCUCAAUGGCAGGCCCUGGAUCAGGUCUAAUCACUUUUUCAGGGUCAAUUCCAUAUUCUGGUAGUAUUUCACUCCGCUCAGAUAGCAGCACAACCAGUGCCAGAUCCUUCGCCUUCCCCAUACUACAAUCUGAAUGGAACAGCAGCCCUGUAAGAAUGGCAAAAGCUGAUAGAAGGCAAUACCGAAAGCAUAGGGGUUGGAGGCAGGGCCUUCUUUGCUGUAGAUUCUAAGUGCUUCUAGAUAAUUCACAUAGGUUCCUAGGAUACAGAUAUAUACAUCUUCAGAUUUUUACAUUAUUGUCACUGAGUAUCGUAUAUAUGCAUCCCAAUCUUUCUUUGGCCCAGUGUGUCAUGUGCAUUAGGGUCACAAUGUCAUGCUCUUGAGUUAUGGUAUGAAGCGUGCAGAUUCAGAUCUUAA
Molecule: messenger RNA, 2230 nt
Organism: Diospyros lotus (date-plum)
Lineage: Eukaryota; Viridiplantae; Streptophyta; Magnoliopsida; Ericales; Ebenaceae
Exons: 6
Coding region: 487-2043 (518 amino acids)
Biological process (GO): regulation of asymmetric cell division
Source: RefSeq, a predicted model, not a curated record